UUCGCUUCAGUAGGCUACUUUGCAAGGACUGCCGUAGCGGCUGCGUCGUUGCUUAGCCCAGUCUUUGGGACGGCGGUGUGUCUAGAAAUCGGGGGAUAAGCGCGCAAACAAGAAAGCAACUUGCAAUUUUGGUCUUCCUUCGGUCGAGAUGGCUUCUGGAGCAGAUAGACCAGAUGGCGGGGAUAGUGAAGAAGACGAACCGGAAGAUGUGUACGAAGUGGAGAGAAUUAUUGACAUGCGAGUGGAGGAGGGGGAGGUGUUGUACCGCGUGCGCUGGAAGAACUACACGUCAGACGACGACACCUGGGAGCCCGAGGCUCACCUGGAGGACUGCCGAGAGGUGCUACUGGCAUACAAGAAGUGCCUCGCCGAGGCCCGCGUCAAGAGAGAGCAGAGCGGGACCCCUUGCAGCGAUGAUGGUGCAAGGCCCGUCCAAGCACCAACCCCCACUGCAAAGCUGCAGCUAAAGAGCGACAUCUUCAACGCCGGCUCGGACAGCAGCGACUCGGACCGCCCGGCCGCCGCCGCACCCAUCAAGAAGAAGAAGAAGAAAAAGAAGCAGCAGGCGGACUCGGACGACGACGCUGUCUCGCGGAAAGAAAAGAAGAAGAAGAAGAAAAAGUGGAAGGAGGACAAGCCGCUGCCGGCGCCGGAGACGGACGAGGAGGAGGAAGAAGAGGAGCCGGUCGCGGAGAAGACAAAAGAACCUCCCACCCCCUCCUCUUCGUCAUCCUCCUCGCAGUCCCGCAAGGAGCAGAAGGCCGCCGAGAGCAAACGCGGGAGACUCCAGGAGUCGGACGACUCGGACGCCGCGCCCGUCGCCCCCAAGAAGCACAAGAAGGAGGGCAAGACCAAAGAUGGCGGAAACAAACAGAAACAAAAAGAGGAGGAAGAGAAGAGAAAGCAACAACAACAGCAGCAGCAGAAGAAGAAGCAGCAGAAAUCCAAAAAGAUGCUGGAGUCCUCAGACGAUGACGACGACGGCACCAACAGCGAGGUCACCACCGCCGAGACGCAGUCCAUCACCAACGAGGACGCCGAGAGCCAGAGCGACACCCCGACGGCCAAGAGCAAAACCUCCUCGUCCACCACGUCCGACAAGGACAAGGAGCGAUCGCACCAGAAGUCCUCCGACAAGCAGCAGAAGCAGAAGGGCAAGUCGGAGCUGAAGCUGCAGGGCCUGAAAGACCUCAUGCAGGACAAGAAGUCCAAGAAGACGGACGGCGGAUCCGGCUCGGGCUCCAGCAAGGAGAGCACGCUGAGCAAGCUGAAGAGCCUGACGAGCGCCAGCAGCAAGAGCCACAAGGUGGCCAAGGGCACCGAGGAGGACGCUGACAAGAAGAAGGGGCAGGAGGCGUCCUCUGCUGCCCAGUCACAGAGGGCGCCGUCUUCGUCGUCCUCCUCCUCCUCCACGGGCCGGGGUAAAGAGGAGGAGAGCAAAGGGGAGGUGGGAGGAGGUGCAGAGAAGGAGCGCGGUGGAGGAGGAGCUGGAGGGUCCAACUUGUUUGAAGAGUUCCUGCUAAACUGCGAGGCCAAGGACAAGCAAAAGAAGGUGCCAGAAAAGGGUGCAUCCAGGGCGGACAAGAAGUCGAGACCCUCGAAGGACGAUGCACGGCGCCCAGACGCGGACAAGAGCAGAGAUGCCUCCCGCUCAGGCCAGAGCCCCGCCACUCCAGAGAUGGAGGUGGAGGAGCGUGAGGAGCCGGCCGCAGCCUCAUCGAGGUCAAAGGUCUCCACAUUGACAGCGGAGGAGGAGAGGCGGCGGAGGGAGCGCAUGGAACCCACGCCAGACUACGUGGACGAGGCCAACCGCUGGAGGCAGCAGCGGCGGGACGGCAGGAGGCCGGACAGCGAGACGCGGGGACUCGGGGACGACCACCUGGACAACACAGACUCAGCGGCUGAUCGGGGACAGGCGUCAUUGAAUCUGGGGGUGGACAUCAAGCUGGACUGGAUGACACUGGAGGAUUUCCAGAAACACUUGAACGGGGAAGAUGAGAUCCUCUCUGCAGAGCCACUCACGCCGAGUGAGCUGCGAGAGGCGGUGAAGAAUGGAGACUACCUGGCCGUCAAGCUGGCCAUCGCCUCCAAUAUAGACUACAACCUGGACCAGGAGGACUCCAGUGGCAUGUCUCUGAUGAUGCUGGCGGCGGCCGGGGGUCAUGACGACAUCCUGCGUCUGCUCAUCAAGAAGGGAGUCAAGGUCAACGGCCGCCAGAAGAAUGGAUCCACCGCACUCAUGCACGCAGCCGAGAAGAACUUCCUCACCACGGUAGCCAUUCUCCUGGAGGCCGGUUGCCAUGUCAACACACAGACACUGGGCGGAGAGACAGCACUGAUGAAGGCGUGCAAGAGGGGCAAUGCGGACGUAGUGCGCCUCCUGCUGGAGUACGGCGCUGACAGCAACAUCCUGUCCAAGCACAAGAACACGGCCAUGCACUUUGCCAAGAUCAGCAACAACCUGGCUGUCUACGACCUCAUCAAGGACCACAUCAACACGUUGUCGACGGUGGCGGAAGAGACAAUCCGAGCGUACUUUGAGACGCGACUGGCGCUGCUGGAGCCAGUGUUCCCCCUGGCCUGCCACCGGCUGUGUGAGGGGCCAGACUUCUCCCUGGACUUCAACCUCAAACCCCCCGCACACAACCCUGGAGAAGGAUCGGGCGUGCUCCUCUUCAUCUUCCACGCUAACUUCCUGAGUGAGAUCACGGCGCGCCUCUGUGGGCCCUGCAGCGUCCACGCCGUCGUCCUCAACGACAAGUUCCAGCUGCCCAUCUUCCUGGACAGUCACUUCAUCUACUCCUUCAGUCCGGUGCAGGGAGCCAACAAGCUCUUCAUCCGACUGGCAGAAGCCCCCACUGCUAAGGUGAAGCUCCUGAUCUGUGCGUACAGAGUGCAGCUGCAGUGAAGGAGGACUACUGAGCUCCUGACACCAGGAAAAGAACGAAACGCUCCUUUAAGCAGUCUCUCUCUCACACACACACACACACACACACACACACACACACACACACACACACACACACACACACACACACACACACACACACACACACACACACAGAUUUAAACCACACAUUGUCACACAGGAGUACACAAUAAGGAUGUGUGUACACAUGCUGACACACACACCCCAAUGUGGACACAAAAACUGGAGCUCGUUUGAACAGACAUGGCAGAGCGAGAUGCAGAAUGGGGCAUCGGGAAGUAAACCAACAUGAGCACGAUGGGAGACUUUGACAUACCCAGUGGUCCAAGCGGCAAAGACCACCCACCCUGCCUUCCUUUGAAAAGAAGAGUGAACCUUUCAAUCUUUCUUUUCUUUUUAUUAUUUUUGUUCUCCUUUGUUUUCACAAGCAGCACCUGCGUACGUGCGUGCGUGUGUGCCUGCCUGCGUGCGUGCGAGCACAUUGUCCCACGGACCCCACACAUACACACACGUACACACAUCACGCCUUCCCUUUUGAUGUUUUAAGAGUGAAGGUCAUUUGUAAAUCUUGUUUGUUUGUAUAUUUUUUUCCUCCAUAAUAUAAUUUAUCCUCAGAUUAAAAGAUAGCUCCCACCUUGUGCUCUCAAACCAUUUUAUUCUGGGACCUGCCUUUGUGUGCAUGUGUGUAUAUGUGUGUCUGUGUGUAUAUGUGUGUCUGUGUGUUUGCGCAAGAGACACAGCAGUGAUGGUAAGCUAUCUUUGGGAAGGGACCAGGUCACUGGGGCUUUGGACAUUUGGUGGUUUGGUUGAGAAUGUAAACCAAACUCAGAGCUGUCGUAUUUUCUUUUUGUUUUUACGAAACGUGUACAUCUGUGCCCUCAAUGCCUUUGCUUCGUCCCCAGUUAUUACAAGACAAGUGACUUACGAGUGCCCAGUAUGUACAAAGAUCUUCAGCAAGCACUGGGUAGAAAUUGGUGCGUGUGUGCAUACAGGAAUCUGUGUGUAUGCAAAAGGACAGACUUGUGUGUGCACCACCCACAAGGGCUAUGGCGUGCAUGCAUUGGGAAGCAGCACAAUGUGUUUUUACAUCUUCGUUUCACUGGGGAUCGAUCACUCGAUCAAUCAAUCGACUGACUGACUGACUGAGGUCCAUUAGUCCUUUUGUAUGAGAUGGAGGCUAACUGUUCAACUCUAAACUUGCUGUCGAUCUCCACUACUGAAAGAGAGAAAGAAAUGUAAAAUAACCUUGUCCUGAGUGACUGUUGGAUCUUUUAUUGCAGGGUGUAAUUGAAAUGGUAUAAAUGUUUCAAGAACCCUGA
Molecule: messenger RNA, 4248 nt
Organism: Engraulis encrasicolus (European anchovy)
Lineage: Eukaryota; Metazoa; Chordata; Actinopteri; Clupeiformes; Engraulidae
Gene: mphosph8
Product: M-phase phosphoprotein 8
Exons: 15
Coding region: 149-2908 (919 amino acids)
Biological process (GO): positive regulation of transcription by RNA polymerase II
Cellular component (GO): nucleus
Molecular function (GO): protein binding; transcription cis-regulatory region binding
Source: RefSeq, a predicted model, not a curated record